AUGAGUGUCCUUAAAAUAGAUGCCGAAGCAAAAGUUGAAUCUGAACCAUGUGUCCUUGCUUGGGAUAAUAAUAAAUUAUUCGUUGGCACAGAUACUGGCUCUAUAGUCUCGUUCGACAAAAGUCUAUCACCAGGUGUGACAUGGCCGGCACAUGAAACCCAAGUGUUUGCGUUAACAGCAUCUGACGGCAAGGUUUACUCUUCCUCUAACGAUGGUGGAGUCAGGGUCUGGACAACAGAUGGCAAUAAAAUAACGGAAUUGCCGUCUACUGGCGGUGACGUAGGUGCAUUGUAUGUGUACGAACAAAAGCUUUUUGCUGGGGACGAAAGCGGCAAUGUUGUCAUCUAUGAGAAUAAUACGCAAAAAGCUAGAUACAAUGUGCUCGAAGAAGUAAAAGACCUUGGAUUGAAACCACCGUACUUGUUUACUGCUCGAGACUUAUAUGUCACAGUCACUGAGAUAAGACCAGAUGAAUCGAAGACUCGCUUUAUAACUCGGCACACGAUGGAAGGUCGGGCGCCGCUACGAGUAGCCGGCUCACGACUUGUUGUCACAGCAAGGGGUGGAAACGAUCUACAGCUUCACGACGCUUCUUUUGACACCAAGUUUAAAAAACUCCAUGAAGUUAAGGUGAGUGAUAUGAUAGUUACAAGUUUAUCAGUAAACGAAGACUACGCGUGGACUGGCGGCUGGGACGGUUGCGUACGACGAUGGAAAAUUGCAGAUGACCAACUUCAGUCAGCAGGAGAAAUUAAUCUCGGCGCCUGUGUUAACGCAGUUGUCGCGUCUUCACCCAACACCGCAUACGCUGUUUUAACAGGAGGAAAAGUUUUUUGUAUCAAAGCUGUAUAA
Parnassius mnemosyne (clouded apollo) is the source of this 852-nucleotide messenger RNA. NCBI's taxonomy places the organism in Eukaryota, Metazoa, Arthropoda, Insecta, Lepidoptera, Papilionidae. The record is from the annotation of a GenBank genome assembly.